AUGCCUCGUUUCGGCUGGACACAGGCCGUGCUGGCCUGGUCGUCUUUCACUCUUGCGCAGCAUUCGUCUUCACCACCAGCAGAUAGUCUCGGCACUACGGUCUACGAGACAUCAACAACGGGCUCCAUAGCGAGUGCCACUGUCUCGGGGGCUACCAGCACAUAUUCUAUCCCAUUCACAGUACCCGCAUCUGCAGAUAUUGGUCCCAAUAUCCUCCCCAACAUCAAGGACCCGAACGCCAAGCAAGCACAGACGCUCUGUCCUGGAUACAAGGCGGGGAAUGUCGAGCACACGGAAAAUGGAUUCAAGGCCGUCUUGUCACUGGCCGGCACUCCGUGCAACGUCUACGGCACCGAUAUCGAAACCUUGGCAUUGGAGGUAGACGUGCAAAGCGAUCAUAGAUUGCAUGUCUCGAUUCAGCCCUACUACAUCUCCGAUAGCAACCGAACUCAAUAUCUUCUAAAUGAGGAUCUUGUGCCGUUGCCAGAAAAGGGCGAGGCAGACUCACAGGAUAUCGACCUCCAAUUCAGCUGGAGCAACGAGCCCUCCUUCAGCUGGGCCGUGGUGAGGAAGUCAACUGGAGAUGUGCUAGUUGACACUACUGGCAGCGUCCUCGUGUAUGAGAACCAGUUUGUGGAGUUUGUCUCUCAAUUGCCCGAAGACUACAACCUGUAUGGCAUGGGCGAGCAGAUCCGCGGGUUGAGAUUGCAGAACAACUUCACUGCAACCUUCUACGCUGCUGAUAUUGGGGAUCCUAUCGACCGAAACAUUUAUGGUGUACAUCCAUUCUACCUGGACACGCGUUACUUCGAGGUUGACGAAGAGACGGGGGCGCACACUUCUGUCGCCGGUGAAAACGCCACAGCACAUGGCGACUUUGUCGGCUACAGCCAUGGAGUCUUUCUGCGAAAUGCUCAUGGCAUGGAGGCCCUGUUCCAUCCCACAAACAUUACUUGGCGUUCGCUUGGAGGCAGCAUCGAUCUGUACAUCUUCGACGGCCCAACACAAGAAGCGGUAACCAAACAGUAUCAGCAGGGUGCGAUCGGUCUACCGGCUAUGCAGCAAUACUGGGCUUUUGGUUUCCAUCAAUGUCGAUGGGGCUACAAGAAUUGGUCAGAGGUGGAGGCUGUUGUGAGCAGCUACCGCGACUUCAACAUUCCACUCGAGACUGUCUGGACGGAUAUCGACUACAUGUUCCAGUACCGGAAUUUCGAGAAUGACCCAAAUACAUUCCCAUACCCAGAGGGACAAGAGUUCUUGGCCCGCCUACAUGCAGCUGGACAGCAUUAUAUACCCAUCGUGGACAGCGCGAUCUACAUCCCGAACCCGAACAACGCGUCCGACAAUUACUCCAUCUACACCGACGGAAAUGACAGAGGCGUCUUCCUCGGCAACCCAGAUGGGAGCCAAUACAUCGGCUCUGUCUGGCCUGGCUAUACCGUCUUUCCCGACUGGCAUGCCAAUCAAUCCGUCGCUUGGUGGACUGACAGCAUGGUGGGCCACCACAAGAAUAUUCCUUGGGAUGGUAUUUGGAUCGACAUGUCCGAAGUCUCGUCCUUCUGCAUCGGUUCUUGUGGCACGGGAAACCUGUCUCUGAAUCCCGUCCAUCCACCUUUUGGUCUCCCUGGAGAGCCAGGGUCUGAGAUCUUUGGAUAUCCUGAGGGCUUCAACUUGACCAAUGCCACUGAAGCAGCAGCAGCUGCGUCUCUUUCAGCAUCGCAAGACAGCUCUGUUGCCUUGGCCACGCCCACUGAAACUUCUACCACUGCAUACUUCGCUGCUCCAGCCAUCACCGCUGGAGUGCGGAAUGUGAAUACUCCGCCAUACGCCAUCAACAAUGUGCAGGGCGAUCUUGCCGUGCAUGCUGUCAGCCCAAAUGCGACGCACGUGGACGGCACUGAAGAGUACGACGUCCACAACCUGUUUGGUCAUCAGAUUCUCAAUGCCACAUACCAAGCUCUACUCGAGGUGUUCCCUGGAAAGCGUCCCAUGAUCAUUGGACGUUCCACAUUCGCCGGCAGUGGCAAGUGGGCUGGUCACUGGGGUGGUGACAACACAUCGCUGUGGGCAUACAUGUACUUCAGUAUCGCACAGGCUCUCAACUUUGGUCUCUUCGGCAUCCCGAUGUUUGGCGUCGACACAUGCGGCUUCAAUGGCAACUCGGACGAAGAACUCUGCAAUAGGUGGAUGCAACUGAGCGCCUUCUUCCCGUUCUAUCGAAAUCACAACACACUAUCGGCCAACUCGCAGGAGGCAUACGUGUGGGAGUCAGUUGCUGAUGCGUCUCGCAAGGCCAUGGCGAUUCGUUACUCGCUUUUGCCAUACAUGUACACACUCUUCUACCAAGCGCACACUACUGGAAGCACCGUCAUGCGAGCUCUCGCUUGGGAGUUUCCCAAUGACCCAACCCUAGCAGCUAUUGACAACCAGUUCUUGCUUGGACCAGGCAUUCUGGUCACACCAGUGCUCGGCCAAGGCAUGACCUCGGCUGCUGGCGUCUUCCCAGGUAUUGCGCAGGGAGAAGUCUGGUACGACUGGUAUACACAGGAAGCAAUCUCUGCUCAGCCUGGUGAGAAUGUCACCCUUUCAGCACCUCUCGGCCAUAUUCCAGUCCACGUACGCGGUGGAGUCGUCUUCCCCAAGCAAGAAGCGCUCUACACUACCGCAGAGUGUCGCAACAGCUCGUGGAGCUUGCUUGCUGCUCUGAAUGCAGAUGGCGCAGCCACUGGAACUUUGUAUGUAGACGAUGGUGAAAGUGUGUCGCCGAAUGCGACUCUCAUCGUCGACUUCACUGCAACGAAGGGAUCGCUCUAUGCAUCCAGGCGCGGCCUCUACAAAGAUACCAACCGCCUGGCCAACGUCGCUAUCCUUGGUGUGCAGAGCGAACCAGCUGAUGUUCAUCUCAACGGAGAAAGCUGCGCUGGGGUAGCAUACAAUAGCACAAGCAAGGUCCUACGUGUGACUGGUUUACAGAGUAGUACCGCAGCAGGCGCCUGGGCUGAAGAUUGGACUUUGACUUGGUCUUGAGGAUAUUGUCAAUUAGACAGUAGUCGUUGCUCGACAACGAACAAUCGACAGCGAAGAAUCGAGAGUAACAAAUCGAUAGAGAAAUCAAUAGCGAGCAAUCCAUAGCGAGUAAUCCAUAGCGAGCAAUCGAUAGCAAGAAAUUGAUAGCAAGAAAUUGAG
Sphaerulina musiva SO2202 is the source of this 3186-nucleotide messenger RNA. Its product is annotated as glycoside hydrolase family 31 protein. The transcript has 6 exons. Gene Ontology annotation, molecular function: hydrolase activity, hydrolyzing O-glycosyl compounds; carbohydrate binding. The record is from RefSeq and is a predicted model, not a curated record. Bases 1 to 3027 code for a protein of 1008 amino acids. NCBI's taxonomy places the organism in Eukaryota, Fungi, Ascomycota, Dothideomycetes, Mycosphaerellales, Mycosphaerellaceae. Gene Ontology annotation, biological process: carbohydrate metabolic process.